AAAAUAUUCCAAUUAACGCUAAUUUAAUAGCCUCCAAUAUACAAGCAUUUCCAUUUGUAGAAGCACACCUCAUUUCUUUCUGCUUACGUGUGCACAUAGUUGCAGGCGUCCCCUGAGAUGCCUAUGCAAUACUUCCAUAUUGACAACUGGACUCUUCCUUGUAGUUGAUUCGAGUUUAAAAAACAAGUUAUCUGCGGAUAAAUCUUUGUAAAAGCUGAAAAAAACAUUUGGAAAUUUACAUGUUUUUUCUUCAUCUGAUUAAGGUUUAACGAUACGUUGUUUUUGUCUGCUAUCUGGUCUCAGAAACAGUGUUUCAACAAGGUUUCCAUUGUUGCAGCUGAGAUGAUCAACAGUCUGUUCCUGAUUAACCACUCUGGAGACAUUUUCCUGGAGAAACACUGGAAGAGUGUUAUCAGUCGGAGUGUGUGUGAUUACUUUUUCGAGGCAAAGGAAAAAGCAAUAGAGCCAGAAAAUGUGCCCCCUGUCCUGCAGACUCCACAUCACUAUCUCAUCAGUAUAUACAGGGACAAGAUCUUCUUCCUUUCUGCCAUCCAGACUGAAGUGCCUCCACUGUUUGUCAUUGAGUUCCUGCACAGAGUUGGAGACACUUUCUUGGAUUACUUUGGAGAAUGUUCAGAAACUGUAAUCAAGGAUAAUGUAGUGAUUGUUUACGAGUUGUUGGAGGAGAUGCUCGACAACGGAUUUCCGCUCGCGACCGAGUCCAACGUCCUCAAGGAAAUGAUAAAGCCUCCGAACAUUCUGCGGUCUGUCGUCAAUACUCUAACAGGAGGUAGCCAUGUUGGAGACACUUUGCCAACAGGUCAGCUGUCCAAUGUUCCAUGGAGGCGAGCUGGUGUCAAAUACACUAAUAACGAGGCAUAUUUUGAUGUGAUAGAAGAAAUUGAUGCAAUUCUUGAUAAAUCAGGGACGACAGUAUUUGCAGAGAUCCAAGGGGUCAUUGAAGCUUGUGUGAGGCUUACUGGGAUGCCGGAUCUCACGUUGUCCUUCAUGAAUCCUCGUCUCCUGGAUGAUGUGAGCUUUCAUCCCUGUGUGCGGUUCAAGCGCUGGGAGUCGGAACGGGUUUUGUCUUUCAUCCCUCCAGAUGGAAAUUUUACGCUCAUGACGUAUCAAGUCAGCUCUCAAAAUCUUGUAGCCAUCCCGGUGUAUGUGAAGCAGAACAUCAGCUUCUUGGAGGCUGGAUCUUGUGGUCGCCUGGAUAUUACCAUCGGGCCCAAGCAGACCAUGGGGAAAACAGUGGAGGGCUUGAUGGUCACAGUCCACAUGCCUAAAGCUGUGCUCAGUGUCAAUCUCACAGCCACUCAGGGGACCCACACCUAUGAUCUUGCCACUAAGACUCUGGUCUGGGAUAUUGGAAAACUAAACCCCCAGAAGCUCCCAAAUUUACGCGGCAGUCUGAGUAUGCAGACCGGGGUCCCAAAACCUGAAGAGAACCCCUCUCUCAACAUUGACCUGAAGAUACAGCAGCUGGCCAUAUCAGGUCUGAAAGUGAGUCGUCUGGACAUGUACGGGGAGAAGUACAAACCCUUUAAAGGGGUCAAAUACUUGACUAAAGCAGGAAAAUUUCAGGUGCGGACUUAAAGAACGAUCUGAGGUCAGCAAUCCAGUGAGGCAAGUGCAUCGGAUAAGAAAUCCAAUGUGCUCGCUCUGCUGAUGACUCAGCUUUCCAAUAAGUCGAGUACCUGACAUUACUAAUGAAAUUUAUGCAGAUUAACAACUAUUUAUCUUGUGUUACAUGUAAUUUAUGUUUUUGUAGCGUGUAAAGGGAAGCUUUAACAAUCAAUGUGACCUUAUUCUACUGCCUAAAGUGUGUAUUUUGCUACAAUGCAUAGAUAACUCUUGACUUUAUUGCUGUUAUUUUUGUAAUUUAAUCCAGAAUUUUGCCUAAGGGAAAUGUCAAGCUUUGAAAAAUGAAAAUUCAAACUGAGUGCCUUUUUACUACACCUCCUGUUACCGGUAUUUGCCAAAAUACAGAGAAGUUUUUCAAAAAGAAACAUUUUGAAGUACAUUCAGUUUUGUGUGAUUCAUUUCUUUAAAAAAGAAAAAUCUAAUCAACUAGUUGCAGUUUAGGCACUUUUGCACAAAUCUGCUUUCUAAAUGUGGCCUUGUAGGAUCAGCACAAAACACACUACUGCCUUUUGAGGGGAAACUUUUCUCCAGCUUCACCAAGAGUUGCUAUUAUUAAUUCAUGCUUCAUGUUUUUGUGUCAAAUCACUUUUUCCAAAGUUUUGCAUCAAUUUGAAUGCAACCUAUCAAUAUUCUGCACAGCGUUUGCACAAUCAAAUAUCUUUGUGGAAAAUACUACUUGCUCCUCUUGUAUGGAGUUGAAUCUAUAUUCCAGUUUGUAGGACUUCUUAUUAAAACUUUAUACUAAUAA
Oryzias melastigma (Indian medaka) is the source of this 2395-nucleotide messenger RNA. It is a transcript of the gene ap3m1, whose product is annotated as adaptor related protein complex 3 subunit mu 1. The record is from RefSeq and is a predicted model, not a curated record. Gene Ontology annotation, biological process: intracellular protein transport; endocytosis. The transcript has 9 exons. The coding region runs from base 343 to 1599 and encodes 418 amino acids. Gene Ontology annotation, cellular component: clathrin adaptor complex; cytoplasmic vesicle. NCBI's taxonomy places the organism in Eukaryota, Metazoa, Chordata, Actinopteri, Beloniformes, Adrianichthyidae.